GGCCGUCCACCAAUGAGCAGCCCGGAUGGGCCAGAGGGACUACAUAUGCAAAGCCUUGCUACAUAUUAAUGAGCUCCAAUCGUGGCUUUAAGUCCUUGAUUAGAAGAGUGCUGGAGCUUUUGGUCCCAACUAGCUGGCUGCUGUGCCUAUAGGCUUGUCACACGGAGGACCACUGUGCCUGAUUGCAGUGCUCUGACAGGAACAGAGAGAGAGAGAGAGAGAGAGAGAGAGAGAGAGAGGAGAGAGAGAGAGAGAGAGAGAGAUCGGAGCGAGAGAGAAGAGAGAGAAGAGAGAGAGGAGGACAGGAGAGGAGGAGGAGAGCAGAAAAAAACUUUGAUUUAUAGAGGAGGCUUUCUCACAUUAUGGUGGCAGUGUGCAGAUGGAUUCCAUAGAGCUUUCCCUUCCUGAGUAUUUCUCCCUACACUCUGAACAAGAAAUGAACUUAUCAAAGGCCCAGGUUAAUAGUGAAGAUAAGUACGGCAAAUGUGGCAGCGCGUGGAGAAUGCAACAGACCUACGACCUCGACGCCACUCACAUGCGUGACGCACAUGCACUUUAUAACCCAAGGCUCCUCUGCAGAAUGUCCAGCAAAGAGCGCCACCUAGAGUCCAACUGCCCGUCCUACAUUAAGACAGAGCCCUCCAGCCCCGCCUCCCUGGCAGACAGCAUCAACCACCACAGCCCUGGGGGUUCCAGCGACGCCAGCGGCUCCUACAGCUCAACCAUGAACGGCCACCAGAACGGCCUGGACUCCCCCACCCUGUACGGGCCUGGUGCCGGACCCUUGGGCCCCGCGGGGGCCUCCAAGCGCUACGAGGACUGCUCCAGCACCAUCGGGGAGGACUCGCAGAUCAAGUGCGAGUACAUGUUGAACUCCAUGCCGAAGCGGCUGUGCCUGGUGUGUGGCGACAUCGCCUCGGGCUACCACUACGGCGUGGCCUCCUGCGAAGCCUGCAAGGCCUUCUUCAAGAGGACCAUCCAAGGGAACAUUGAGUACAGCUGCCCUGCCACCAACGAGUGUGAGAUCACCAAGAGGAGACGCAAGUCCUGCCAAGCCUGUCGCUUCAUGAAGUGUCUAAACGUCGGCAUGAUGAGAGAAGGUGUGCGUCUGGACAGGGUGCGUGGGGGCAGACAGAAGUACAAGCGCCGGAUAGACGCUGAGAACAGCCCUUACCUCAACCCUCAACUGGCCCUGCCUGCCAAAAAGCCAUUUCCCUUUGGCUGCCUUGCAGAUAACAAAAUCGUGUCCCACCUGCUGGUGGCCGAGCCUGAGAAGAUCUACGCCAUGCCUGACCCUACCGUCCCCGACAGUGACAUCAAGGCCCUGACCACGCUGUGUGACCUAGCUGACCGCGAGCUGGUGGUCAACAUCGGCUGGGCCAAACACAUCCCAGGUUUCUCCACACUGUCGCUGGCAGACCAGAUGAGUCUACUGCAGAGUGCGUGGAUGGAGAUUCUGAUCCUGCGUGUGGUGUACCGCUCGCUGUCCUUCGAGGACAAGCUGGUGUAUGCUGAGGACUACAUCAUGGACGAGGACCAGUCCAAGUUGGCAGGUCUUCUUGAUCUCAACAACGCCAUACUGCAACUGGUGAAGAAAUACAAAGCCAUGAAGCUGGAGAAGGAAGAGUUUGUCACUCUCAAGGCUAUCGCUCUGGCUAACUCAGACUCCAUGCACAUAGAGGACGUGGAGGCGGUGCAGAAGCUCCAGGACGUGCUCCAUGAGGCCCUGCAGGACUACGAGGCGGGCCAGCACCCAGAGGACCCUCGUCGGGCAGGCAAGCUGCUGAUGACCCUGCCUCUGCUCCGCCAGACCUCCACCAAGGCCGUGCAGCACUUCUACAGCAUCAAGCAGGACGGCAAGGUCCCCAUGCACAAACUCUUCCUGGAACUGCUGGAGGCCAAGGUCUGAUUGGCUAACCACGUCAACAACCCCCAAUAUGUCAGUCUGUCAGUCGCACCCAGCCUCCUCCCAUUGACCCCCCCCCCUCCCGUAACCCCACAUGACCCCUGAACCUCCCAAACCGCCACCCACUGAGAGGGAUGGGCGGGACUAACCUCUGAACUUUAACCCCUGACCUCUGUGCAUAAGGGAAGACACUGACACUGAGACGAGACCUCUGCUAGAGGGCCGUAUGUGUAUAGAUUAUAGACAAGUCAUAAACCAGUUACAAAAACAACGGCCCUGUAAACUAUUGACUAUCAACCACAAGUCACUUAUACAUAUAAGAAUGAUUAACGAUGUGAUUAUUGACUAUUGACUGAUGAAAAUGUUUAAACGAGGAAUUUAAAAAAGAAAAGAAGAGAGACUGCUCUGCUUGUGUCAGCAGCAGAGACUGUAAAGCUUUCUCAACUUCUUCUCAGUUUCCCAACAGUUUUUACAGGAUGUGCUGUUGAAGAAAACGUUUGAAAAUGAACAAAGACUUUUUGUUGAUGAUUUUCAUGAAGAAAUGUGUAACGGAGAAGAGAAGAGUGGAAAGGAGGAGAGGAGACUUGCCCUGCCAAAGGAUGGAGAUCCAUUCAGUGGAUGCCAGCAAACUUUACUAUCAGCCCCUGACACCUCCGGUUACUCCUAAUAUCUUCUGAUACACCCCCCUUCCCCAAAAUACCUGGUGCCCCCAGUACCCCACCCCAAGUAUUUACCUCUUACUGCAGUCUGGCCUGCUUAACUACACUAUUAUAACACACACACACACACACACACACACACACACACACACACACACACACACACACACACACACACACACACACACACGCACACACACACACACAGUCUUGUACAGCUAACCUUGUGGGGGCACACACUGCAGUCCCAUUCAAAUUCCUAACCCUAGUUUCUAACCCUAACACUAAUUCUAACAUUAACCCUAAACCCCCUAGAAAUAGCAUUUGACCUCGUGGGGACUAACAAAAUGUCCCCAGUUGCUCAGAUUUUGGUCCAUUUACGCUUCUUGUGGGGACUUCUGGUCCCCACAAGAAUAGUUAGACACGUCCACACAUACAACACACACACAGUCCCCAAUUUGCCAGCCUAAUAACAGAUCGUUGUCAUCACCCCCAUGCCUUCCCUUUGGGUUUGUCCAUUUGAAUCACUUACAGCAGUUAGACUCCCUCGUUGCCCUUUUCGGUUAAGUCUUCCAGAGGGUUUCGCAGACAUGAUGUAGUGGCUUGAUGAUUGUUGUUACUUUUUGAGGGAGACGGGGAAGCUUUAGUCACUCAUGCAAUAUGGACGAGAGGUGCAGGGGCGCUGAAGGGACACAUAUUUAUGGUUGUUUUUCAACUUGUUUGGUCUUAUUUUUAUCGAAAUGAAUAUAAGGGUGUAAAUAUAUGAUCCGGUCAUCAUAUAUGGUCUACAUAAUUCUUUUGUUUUGUUUAUAUUGUGUUAAUAAGAAAGCAAUCAGUAUAUGUGUUUUUCUAUCAGCUUUACCACUUUCAGCAAUUCUAUACGGAUAUAUAUAUGGAUCGACUCUUAUCUUCUCUAAGCAAUAGUCAUUUAAAAGGAGGGUGCAUAUUAACAUGUAUGCAGUUCAUGUUGGUGCCAGUCUUCGUUGCGGGGGAUGUUAGCAUUUCUACCAGGUGUAGCUUCUCUCUGUGUGCUUGCCAUAGGCUAUUAGAUGACAUAGUCCUAGAAUCCAGCUAACCCAAGGCUAGGGAGGCACCAUGAAUGUGCAGGCAAGCAGGUAACUCAUGCAUUUGACUCUUAAGACCGCCAUUGUACCAAGAACAGUAAUCUGUAGCCGAGAUAUAAUACUAGACUAGCACUUAGGAAAGCUUUUAACAGCGGUGGGCUCAUAGGAAGGAAUGAGGUUGGGAUUUGGUCCAGGGUUUUUGUACGCAGAUUAAGAACGCCAAUAUCCAUAAUCUAGAUUAUGAUGUACUCUAUUAUAAAAUGGUAACUGGUUCCAGUUGAGAAGCUAAACGAUAAGUCAAGUAACCUACGUCACUCUCUGUAACAGAUGUGUCAGUAUUAUUAGUAAGGGGUAUUUUCUGAACCUUCUUAACCAUUGUAUAUUGUAAAUGAACAGAUUAUAAUUCUAACCUAAGACAUUUUAUUGGAACAAAACACAAAAAAACACAAAAAUACAAAAACAGAAAAAUGUAGUUCAGCCUCUCAGUGUUUCAUGUUUGCUGUGCUUUUCUGAAAAAACGUUCCCUUUUGUUGUUUUCUUUUAGUUUCGUUUUUUUUUCUUCUUCCCCUUCCCUUUCUUUUCCCUCCGUUGCGUUCGACGACAUCGUCGUGUACUUUCUCGUGGUGGUUCUAGUUCUCGUGCCGUGCGCUUUUUUUCAUUUUAGACACAGGGUAGAAGUAGAGACAACGGUGGAUGUACCGGUCCUCAGGAGAUAAGGGGCGGCGUGUUCUCACAUACCUGCCAAUUUACCAGGAAACAAGGCUCUUCUUCCUAGCUAGUUCUGCUAGAUCAACUGAUCCAACAACAACAUCAUCAUCAUCAUCAUAAUAACCUGUACUGACUUAGAAGAGAAUAACAAGUAUCUAAAGGAAGAAACAAAGUAUAUAAAAAGGGAUCAUUUGUGUAACUUUUUCUUGUAGAAUAACAAUGUAUAUCUUAGGUUUAAAUAAAUAAAAAAUAAAAAAGACAUUUGAGCAUUUCCCGAACGAUAGAUACAUUUUUUUGAUAACUCGCUGUACAUACUGCCUUCCUUCCAUUUAGAAACAGCCGCGUUGUAACAUUAUCUAACCUCUGAGGUUGCAAAGGACAAAAAAAAUAAAUAAAUACAAAAAAAAAACGUUUUUUAUUUUUGGAGUUCAACUCGUUUCCAAAACUCUCGCUUUAACUUUGUGUGCUUAUUAAAAAUAAAAAAUAAAAAAUAAAGAUUACAAUGUUGUUAUUUUCUAGGACUAAUGGGGCGGGGGUGGGGGGUGGGUGGUGGUUCUGUUUCUAAUUCAUUUAUCUUCUUCCUUGGUCUUGUUUGUUAACUACCGUGUAUGUAUCAUUGGCUAAACAUAAAGAGACCAUGGUUUGGAGAAAGUACUUCACUGAAAGUUGAAAUUCAGGCUUCAAUUCAAUCAAUGGCAGACUGUGAAUGUUAAAGCUGCAUUUUAAAGACAGGUGUGGUUUUAUGUCAAUAUCUAACGGCAAUAUUUUAUGCGAGAGCAGCUUGCUUGGUGAGGCAAUUUUAGCACGGUUACACCUCAGAUACCGUGUGAAACCGCAAUGUGGUUUUACUUGAUCUGCAGUUCAUUGAAUUGCGGCCUGAAUUCUCUACAGCCGCUGAUGAGUGAGACAAUAAUGUCAAAGCUCUUUUUGCGAAAGGUGUUGGCUCGUCUAUCAUUUCCAUACUGUUUUCUUUUUCCCUGUCGGCUUCUGUUUUUAGUUGCUGUCUCUGUCUAACUGUUUUCCCAUGUUCAAACCGAUCCUAUGUACUGGCCUAUAAAAGGAGCUGAAAGAGUACACAACAGUCUCUCAGAGGUGAUUUAAGCUGAGCUGAAUUGGACAUUUAAAUAGCUGAUGGCAAACCAUGAAAAUAACAAAAUAAUAAUAAUCACAGCCUUUUCAGAGAAUAAGGUCAAAGGCAAAUUUGACAACAUGUCUCAAGACAUAGUUAAGCUGAUUAGCCACGCAUCAUUGACUAUUCAAUAUUCUUAGUUAACAUAAAAAAUGACCAUAACAACACGUGACAAUUCUCACUACGAAACUGCUUGUGUGUAGAUUGUUACACAUAUUUCUAGCGGCUUAAAUCAUGCUGAGGUUUUGCUAUGCAUAUUUCAACACCUUCUAUGGAUCAUAUUGAAGAGAGAGAGAGAGAGAGAGAGAGAGGAGAGUAAUUUAGCCAUAACGAACGAGGACGUUUAUUCUCCCAACGUGAUUUUGUUAUUUAAAGCAAUAUGACUGUGCAACAGACAGACGGUCGGACAGACGUUGCACUUUGUGUUUGAAUUUGAUCAAAAUGCUGUAUCUAUUGGACUAUUUUGCAAUUAAACGGUACGAAAUAAGGAAGUGAACAUGUACAAACAACUGCUAUAUUUUAUGAGAAGCGAAGGAGGAGAAUCGUGAGUGUUAGUCACGUAUGUAUUUAUGCCGAGGUGUGGCCUAAAUACCACUUGUGUGCUCGGGUUCUAACCUGGCAGUUUGACAUGCAAAUGUAUGAAAAAGAAACAGGGGGGGGGGGGGGGGUAAAGAAAGACAGAAAAACAUGAAACAAUUAUAUAUGAUUCACAUUAUGAAAAAAAGAAUAAGAUGAAUCUUCCGACCAGGAGUUGCUGGGACACCGUGUAGUGAGAAACAUGUCCGUGGUUGUAGAUGUGCUUCACAUCAGUUAACGAUUACCUGUAUAUUUUUGUGACGUGUGUAUCAUACAGCGUGCUCCAACAAUAUGUCCAUUUGUGUAAAUGUAUUUAUUUUACAUUGUAUAUAUUGUCCAAUGCAAAAAAGAGAGACCUACGAUUCUGUAACUACGAUCGGUUCAGAUGUGUUACUCCAAUCAUGCCUUUCAGGAUAACGGUAGAGCAAUAUUAAAACAUGCUUCCAGGUUUGACCUCC
Molecule: messenger RNA, 6500 nt
Organism: Oncorhynchus mykiss (rainbow trout)
Lineage: Eukaryota; Metazoa; Chordata; Actinopteri; Salmoniformes; Salmonidae
Product: estrogen related receptor gamma a
Biological process (GO): regulation of DNA-templated transcription
Cellular component (GO): nucleus
Molecular function (GO): steroid binding; sequence-specific DNA binding; zinc ion binding
Source: RefSeq, a predicted model, not a curated record